ACGAAGGAGAGAGUCCGAGUCAUAAACAUUCUCCCUCUUAAGAUCUCUGAGGGCGCGUCCGCCUUUCAAGCUCUCAGUCCACCAUCGCCGGAAAAUCCACUCCUUAAAUCUGCAGAAUUCUGAUACAGCAGUCUGAGGAGCUCAGCUCGAGAUAUGAUGAUAGCUGCGGUCGCACUGGUUGUGGUUAUUCUUCUGGUAGCUUUCAUCUUGAUCCCACGGGGCCCAAAAUAUGGGCAUACAAAAAAAGUUGAUUCAAAUGUUACAUAUGAUAAGCCAGCCAGAAUGUAUACUAAAGCUGAAGUCUCUUUGCAUAAUAAGAGAACAGAUUGUUGGGUAAUUAUCAAAGACAAGGUAUAUGAUGUUACCUCAUAUGUAGAGGAGCACCCAGGUGGUGAUGCCAUCUUAGAUCAUGCUGGGGAUGACUCAACUGAAGGGUUUUUCGGGCCGCAGCAUGCUACCCGAGUGUUUGACAUGAUUAACGACUUUUAUAUCGGUGAUCUGAAGCUGUGACCAUUUAGAGUGUAAUUUUAUAUAAUCAGUGAGAUAAUGUACUUUGAGAUCUAUUCUUCCAUUUGAAUUUUGUCUUAAUUGCAGUAUUUUUUCUGUAUACACACAUUUUCCAGUUGGGUUCAGUAUUGCAUUUAUCACC
Prunus dulcis (almond) is the source of this 649-nucleotide messenger RNA. RefSeq names its product cytochrome B5-like protein. The transcript is spliced from 6 exons. Gene Ontology annotation, molecular function: heme binding. The record is from RefSeq and is a predicted model, not a curated record. The coding region runs from base 154 to 510 and encodes 118 amino acids. NCBI's taxonomy places the organism in Eukaryota, Viridiplantae, Streptophyta, Magnoliopsida, Rosales, Rosaceae. Gene Ontology annotation, cellular component: membrane; intracellular membrane-bounded organelle.